This is a messenger RNA of Monopterus albus (swamp eel), 4826 nucleotides long. It is a transcript of the gene mideasa, whose product is annotated as mitotic deacetylase associated SANT domain protein a. The coding region runs from base 750 to 3956 and encodes 1068 amino acids. Gene Ontology annotation, biological process: negative regulation of DNA-templated transcription; regulation of transcription by RNA polymerase II. Gene Ontology annotation, cellular component: transcription regulator complex; histone deacetylase complex. The record is from RefSeq and is a predicted model, not a curated record. The transcript has 13 exons. Gene Ontology annotation, molecular function: transcription corepressor activity. Lineage: Eukaryota; Metazoa; Chordata; Actinopteri; Synbranchiformes; Synbranchidae.
AUGCAUUUGGUAGUACACAACUUUCUGGGUGUUUGCGCAGUUUCACAGUGCUUCACAUAAUCUGGAUAGGCCUAAGUAGCAAUUUUAGACCCAUAUGCUCGAGCAAAGAAUUUUGGAAUCAGCGGAAAUACCAGCGCAGGCCGCUGCUCGGCAGAGUUUUCGCGCAUUCACCGUGUCAUAUGUGGCUUACUCGUUGAUGCGGGGAGAAAGUUGUGGACAUGUUCUCCUGGAAGUGCACGGUUUUACAGAUUUAGCGUGCAACAUUGUAACUACAGUGUUAGUGAGCCUUUUCAGCCUGUCCGGACUUUAGAGUAUUUUUCCGUGGGACUGUAGAGUCGACUGUUCGCCAUAUUGUGCGCAGUGAAACUCGAGAGAAAGUUGCCAGAGUUAUGACAUUUGCUGCGCACAAUCCCUUCAUGGAGCUGCAUGCAGUCGACUUUGAUCGAAACCAAAGUGACUCCAUGGAGCUGGCCAUGGAGAGCUCUUCGCACCACUGAUAAGGUCUGGCACCCUAAAGCUGAUGAGAAGAAUGGACACCAAACCUCAAAUUUGAUUCUGGAAGAUGGUUACAUGCUCCCCGCCUAGCACUUUCCUUUGGGAUUUAUAUUUCCUCCAAAAGACCUCUGUAAAUAAUUAAACAUUUUUUUCAACCACAGGCAAUAGAAACGCACUACAGAGGCAACGACUCAGUUUUGCACACUCAGAUCACAAUUGAAAACACCAACAUUUUCAGAUCUUGCAAUAUUAUUAUGAGUCUUCCUCCCCAAGUUAGUGCUGACAAGAGUGGCAAGCAUCGGGCUGCAGCCAUGAAAGAGCCUGUGCAGCAUUCAGGGGAGGUUUAUUAUGGUAUGGGACCUCCAGCUUUAGAGUCAAGCCACAGCAACUCGGCUAGCAGCUCUGCUGUUUAUAACCCAGAGAAAGGACCCCAAGGUCUCUCGCACUAUCAACAGGCUGCUCCAGUGAAGUGGAUGCCCCAGGACUCCAUACAGGCCCCUGGGUGGUCUCAGGAAACUCCAGUGCCAGCCUGGGGGCAAAACCUGACGUUCGCUCCACCCUACAUGGGGGGAGUGAACGUCAGGAGUCAGAUGGUGUUCCAUAAAGGAGUCCAUGAAGAUGUAGCUCUCCCGAUGGGGGGAGAAAAUCAAAUGCCAGGACCUGUGGAGGUUUACAGAGAUGGCACCCAGGCUCAGCCUCAGGGAAGGGGGCUUGAGUGGGAGCAGCAUGCUGCGGCUGCAAUGCACCAAGCUCAGCUGCAAGCCUAUCAGCAUGGCCACAAAGGUGUAGAGCUCCAGGGUCAGCCCCAUGUGCCGCCUCACACUUUGCAGGGGUCUGUGCUGCAACCUUUCCAGACAACAUUUAGACCCAGCAAGCAACAGUUCACAUCUGGUUUUUAUUCUGCUUUUCCGGGGAACAAGGCAGUGCCAAAUCUGGCAUAUGGUGAGCAGGCUAAAACUCAACAACAGCUGCUGCACCAGAUGCAGCAGCAGCAGCAGCAGCAGCAACAACAAUUGCAUCAUCACCAACAACAGCAACAACAGUUGCAUCAACAGCAUCACCUUCAAUUGCAGCAACAGCAGCACCAAAUUCAACCCCAUCAAAUUCAACAGCAUCAAAUCCAACAACUGCACCAAAUGCAGCAACAGUAUCACCGGCAACAGCUACAGGAGCGACAGCAACAAAUCCAACAAAUGCAACAGCAACAGCAGCAGCAGCAGCAGCAAAUGCAGCAGCAAAAUGUGCCACAGCAAGAAACGGCACAACCACAGGUGCAACCAAAACAGCAACAGACCCAAAACCUUCCAGUUUAUCAGCCUCCUGAGCCUUGUCCACCUGAAACUGUGCCUAAAAAGGAAGGUGUCCAAUCAGUAGAGCCACAACAGGUUCAAACCUGUGAUGCAUCAUCCCUACCUGAUCCAUGUCCUGAAAAGGUCACCACAAAUCCUGCAGAAACCUCAGAUGCACAGCCAGCAGCCCCUCGGCGGUCACGGCGCCUGUCCAGAGAUGGACAGUCCCCACUGGGUCCCCCUUCGACAAACAUUUGGUCUCAUGCCUCCAAAGAUCCUCCACCAUCCCAGAAUGGAGUAGCAGGUGCCCAGAAGGGAGGGGAAAGCCAGGUGACAACAGGUGGGGUCAUCCAGAUCAGCCGUAGGAAACGGAGGGCAUCUAAGGAGAUCAACUUGGAGACUCUGGCUCAGAAGGCAUCAGAAAUGGAGUCCCUGCCUGCCAAAGCUGUCAAGGAAGACGGUCCCUCAGGCAGGCAGGCUGCCAUGGUGCCCCUGGUUAUCCCGGUGUCUGUACCAGUGCACAGGAGCCAAGGUGAUACACAGGGUGGUUGGGCUCAGGGGCGAAGUGAGAGGCCUGCAGGACACUCUGACCGUAAACCUUCUGUCAUUGUGGCUCGUCGGCGAUCGCUCAGAAACCCCAUAACUGACAGUUAUGGUCAGGAUGGAGAAAACGAUCCAGGGCUGGACGAGGACAGCAAAUCCAAACUGAAGCGCCGACCUCGCCCAGAGCCUCUCAUCAUUCCUCCUCCCAAACCUUCCACCUUUAUUCUGCCGUCAGUUUACUCAAGCAUCACUUCCUACCAGAGCAACCUGCGUUCUCCAGUUCGCCUUCCGGACAACCCCCUCACCCUGCCGCCCUACACGCCCCCGCCCAUCCUGUCUCCAGUGCGUGAGGGCUCAGGUCUCUACUUCUCCACUUUCCUGACAAACAUAGCUGUAAGCAACCAAAUCCUGCCACCGCCGGCUACACCUAAGUCUGCAGUGCGCAGCCUGUUGCACUCCACAAGUUCAGAAGUCACACCUCCUGUCCUGCCCUUGAUCACUGAUGCCACACCUGUUAGCCUUGAACCUCGUAUCAACAUUGGUAACCAGUACCAGGCAGAAAUUCCCGAGUGGCAAGAUCAACUUUCCUCCCAGUUUGACCAGCAUAAGGCUGAGUUGGUUUGGCUCCCUGUGGAUAACUCUCACCUUAAACAUGGUGACCAGGAGAGCAUGGAGGAUUUGAUGAACAUGGCUUGUUCCAGUGUACUCAGAGGUGGAGGAACCAACCAGGAGCUGGUUUUACACUGUUUACAUGAAUGUGGAGGGGAUUUCCUUGAAACACUGGGACGUUUGAUGCUUCAGGACCCAGUUUUCCCUAAAGGACAUCACCUUGCAGGUUAUCACUACUCAGGCUCCGACAGCUGGACUGCAGAAGAGAAGCGCUACUUCAACAAGGGGAUCACUGCCUACAGGAAGGACUUUUUUCAUGUGCAGAAAGUGGUGCGGACCAAGACUGUGGCGCAGUGUGUAGAGUUCUACUACACGUACAAGAAACAGGUGAAGAUCGGUCGCAGUGGGAUUUUAACCUUUGGCCCCCUAUAUUCACCAGCGGAGAAGCACACAGAGGCCGUGGUGGAUGUUAAGACUUCACACCAAUCAAAAGUGACUCAGGGGGAGGUGGACGGGGAGGACAAGAAGGAUGUUUCUCAUGACCGGAUCCAUAUGGACAGCCAGCAGGCGCGAGUGGCUCAGUCACUACAGGCUCAUGAUUAUGCAGGAACAGUGCUGGUGAUCAAAGAGCCAGAUCAUGUGCAUAAGGAGGCUCAUUACCCGACUGCACCUCAUAGGCCACGGGCUGAGCCUGGAGCAAAAAAGAGCAAAGCACCGGCGAAGCCCCCGCAGGAUCCCGACGCAGAGUUUCCAUGCAAGAAAUGUGGCAGGGUGUUUUAUAAAGUGAAGAGUCGAAGCGCCCACAUGAAGAGUCAUGCUGAGCAGGAGAAAAAGGCUGCAGCGCUGCGCCAGAAAGAGGAGGAGGAGCAGGCAGCAGCUGAAGCUCGAGCCAGAAAGGCAGCGGCAGCGGCAGCUCAUCAGGGAGGAAAUGGGAAGGCAGUGACGGAGCAGGGAGAGGUUAGCAGCCAGGAGGACUCAUCUGAAGGAGAUGAUGACGAUGACGAUGACGACUGGCACUGAGAGGGAUGAAACAAGGAGGGAAAAUCAGCGAGGGGAUGGAUUGAUGGGUAAAUAGAUCAAAUCAGAGAGAAGGGAUGAAAAAGAUGUCUUGCUCCACGAGGGCAGAAUAAGCACAUUUAACAUUUUUCAAGUCUUCCUGGAAAUCUCCACACUCUUCCUGGCUGGUGUUUGACCAUUAUUCAGCUUUACACCGUUCAGCCAGGCAGUCACACUCCACAUUUUCACAAUUGUAACUUUUAAAUAUUCAGAGGAAGUUUGUUUUUUUGUUGUUUUUGUAAAUGCACUUAUACUGUAAGCUUCUGCUUUUGCCAAUAUUGCCUUUUUAUAUCCUUUAUUUAAUUGAAUUUGUCAAAAUAGUAUACAUUUUCAUUGAGUGGACUUAACAGAUAUUUGAUAUUUCAUAUCUAGCAAUAAAACAUCAAGAUCAGAGCCACCUAUCUCUUUAUAGUUACAGCCAUUUUAAAUAAUGAUAGAGCUUGUAUUUAAAAGCUUUUUCUUAGGAAAAUACUGUGCUGAAAUGUGCAGGUUUUCAUCAGAUUUUUAGGUUGAUUGUAUACUUUUACAAUUAAGGGACAUUUGAAAUUAAUAUGUACAAAAAAAUAUAUAUGAGAUUGCCAUAUAUUUAUGAUACUGCAUUUUUGCAAUUAUUUUGGUAAUAUGAAAACUAAUCAGCUUCAACGAGACUUGUAAAUUGAAAAGUAUAUUAAAAAUCUCUGUUCUGAAAAGCUUUUAUUUUGUCUGUCACAUGUCCAGUGUGCUGUAUGUUUGCAGGAUGUUGUUGAACCAGCAGGUGGAGGCAGAGUUGCAGUAUAUUGUUGGGUAUUUUCCUCACACACCUGGUUUGUGUGCAGAUAAAUAAAACAGAUUUUU